CCACAGUGCACCGCGCUUCCAGAGGCAAUUGUGUCAGCGCCGCUGGGAGGAAGGAGGGCUGUGAGCGCGGUGCAUUGUGGGAUAAGGGAUAGGUAGGGACAACCUGAGAGCCAUGGAGGGCAGCAAGGAUGCGCCAGGUGAGUCCCUCCCCCCGUCCAGCCCCUCUCAUAGGCAGCCAGGGAAAGUCAGCCGGUGGUUUGGAGUCACAAUGCCCAAAUCAGUGAAGACCAAUGUGAACAUUCUGCACCAGGAGAAGCUGAUUGCCCAGAAGAAGCGAGAGAUUGAGGCCAAGUUGGAGCAGCAAGCCAAGCGGAACCACUUGGCCAGUCAGCAGGCCACGCAGGCCAGCGACGACGAUAGCGGCGAUGGCGAAAGCUCCGUUUCUAACAAAUUUGCCAACGAUGGGAGUUUCCUCCAACAGUUCCUCAAACUGCAGAAGGAGAAACUGGGGAGUGAUGCUUCCUCCAGCUCUGCCAAGACCUCUGCGGCAACCCCCGCAGCAGCGAGCACUGUGAAGAAGGCUCCCUUGAGCGGGAAGCGCCCCAACCUGAGCGUCACCAGCAUGCUGAACCAGGUCAAAAACUACACCCAUUCCAAGCAGACUCCUGUGACCAACCGCCUCAGCGUCUUCCAGUCUCCGGACGAGGAAGAGGAAGAUGACUAUGAGCAAUGGCUGGAGAUCAAAAUUUGUCCCCCAGAGGACAUCCGGACCCGCCGAGUCGUAGAGAAGCUGGCCAGGGUUGUGGCGGAAGGGGGCCCCGAUCUGGAGAAGGUCGCACUGGAAGACUGCAAGGACAACCCGACGUUUGCGUUCCUGCAUGAUAAAAACAGCCCAGAGUUUCUGUAUUACAGAAAGAAACUGGCAGAAAUGUGGAAGAAGGGCCAAGAUCCAGAGGAGGCCUCUUUGCAGAAAGUUUCACCUCCAGAGGACGAAGAGACCAAGGACUGCGCAGAGAAGCUGGCCAGGUUUGUGGCAGACGGGGGCCCUGUGGUGGAAAUGGUCGCCCUGAAGAACCAUCGGGAGAACCAGUCUUUCAGGUUUUUGUAUGAGCCCAGCAGCUCCGGCUACAAGUAUUACCGGCAGAAGCUGCAGGAGUUCCGGAGAGCCAACGAUGAUGCUGAGGGCGUCCCGCCCAUCCCAGAAGCCACCCCGAAGCGGAAAGCCCCCCCCGAGGGGUGGACAGCCGCCGCCUCUUCCUUGCCAGCUGCACCUACGCCCCCUCCCACAAAGCCGGCAACUGCGCCUGCUGCGAAGAAGAAGCGUAAAAGCCGAUGGGGCCCCGAAGAGGAGAAGGUGGACUUGCCUCCCCCUGAGCUUGCUCAGCAGACAGAGGACCCCUCGCCUACCCCGUUAUCUGUCCAGGACCUCAAGGGGCUUGGCUACGAGAAGGGGAAGCCAGUUGGGCUGGUGGGCGUGACGGAGCUCUCAGACGCCCAGCGGAAACAGCUGAAGGAGCAGCAAGAGAUGCAGCAAAUGUACGACAUGAUCAUGAAACACAAGCAAGCCAUGCAGGAGAUGCAAAUCAUGUGGGAGAAGACAGUCAAAGACCACCAGUCGGGCUACGAUAGCGACGAGGAGGUAGACAGUGAGCUGGGCACCUGGGAGCAUCAGCUGAGACGCAUGGAGAUGGACAAGACGAGAGAGUGGGCAGAGCAGCUGACUCAGAUGGGCCGGGGGAAGCAUUUCAUCGGCGACUUCCUGCCACCUGAUGAGCUGGAGAAAUUCAUGGAGACUUUCAAAGCCCUGAAGGAAGGCCGUGAGCCUGACUACUCGGAAUACAAGGAGUUCAAGUUGACUGUGGAGAACAUUGGCUAUCAGAUGCUGAUGAAGAUGGGCUGGAAAGAGGGCGAUGGUCUGGGGAUGGAGGGACAGGGCAUCAAGGCCCCCGUCAACAAGGGAGUGACGGCAGUGGACGGGGCAGGAUUUGGGAUUGACCGCCCAGCUGAAUUGAACAAGGAAGAUGACGAGUAUGAAGCCUUUCGCAAGCGGAUGAUGUUGGCCUACAGGUUCCGGCCCAACCCACUGAACAAUCCGAGGCGUCCAUACUAUUGAGACUCGGCAGACCACUUUUUCUCCUCUCCCCCCCCCUUUUCAUAUUGUUGGUUGGUUUGUUUACCGUGACAUGUUUAUAAAAUCAACAUUACCUUCCAUCCUUUUCUUUCCUUGGAAAAUACUCUGGUUUUUAAAGCUCAGGCGCCCCAUCCACUUCACCCGCCCCAGGGCGAUUGGGGGCCUCCUGCGGCGUCUUCACAGAGCUUCUCCCCCACACACAUACAGAGUUUUUUUAAAAAUGCAACCCUCCCAGAGUUAGAGAAGAAUCAGGGUGAUGCCAGCGCCUGGAUUGGGUGAGCCUGUUUGAAAAAGACACGCACACGAGAUAACCUGAAGAGCCCGUCGUAAUGGGCUUUGUGUCUCUGGGAGUUGGCAUCGAAAUAUUAGCUAAGUAACGUGCACACGGUUAGUUGAUCUUACUCAGUUUGAAUUUGGGCGCUGAAGGAAUCUUCUGCUCCCUCUGACUGCUCAGAGACCUGUGUUGGUGACCCGUAUUGGCAGUAGAGUAAGGGGUGUGUGUUAUGUCAAUACUGCUAUAAUCAUAUAUACAUGCACACAUUGACCCACUUAGCAGCAGGAUGCAAUGGGUGUGACGGUGCUGAUCCUGGGGAGAGGCAGGCAGAACUUACGGGUCCUUACUCUCCCCAGACAACGGCAAAGCUGUGACCCAGUUCCUUUUCUCUGCCCAUCCAUUCUAAAAAAAGAUUUUUCAGAAAAAUCCAGAUUAUGGUGUAAGAGCGGCUUUCACAGGCCCGUUAAGGGUCGCUCCUGCCCAGACAUUUUUCCCCGCCACACAGCUCUAGAGCACAAGCAGAGAGUAGAUCUGCCGUUGUUCCGUUUUGGUGUGUGUGUGCUUGGCUUGUUUUCCCCUCCCUUGCUAGAAGCAGAAGUUCAUUUCCUUGCUGUGCCAAGUUUGCAGUGAGAGUCCUUACCUGGAUGGAUUCUUACAAGCGACCAGGUUUGCCCCAAAGGAGGUGGUUUAGAGGGGGAGAGGGGGUAGAGAGGCGAAAGAAGUUUCCUGCCUGAAAUGUCUAGGAAAACCCCAAAGCUGUUUCCCAAACACACACAUUUUGGUUAAUCUCUGCUUCCCCCCCCCUCUUUCUCCCUGCACACCCCCAAAGCAAUGUUUACUACUUUUCUAAUUAAUUUUUGAGUAGAUUUUGCGGUGGCAUGUCCUUUUCCUGUUUCGUUUUUGCUUUUUCAUCUUUAAACGAUAAAACUGUAAGGUUUGGCUUUCAAGCAAGUUUAAUAAAGCUUGUCAACAAAUAAGGUGCGUCUGGGAGGGGGAGUCAUUCUUUUGGACCCCACGAAGAUCACGUCGCCCACUUUGAAGGUCCCGCGUUUUGCUUGGCGCUAAGGAGCGAGUGCCGCGCUCUGCAGGAAGCUGAGCAGGCAGCAGCAAGCACCAACGGAGAUUGAAGGAGGAGAGAGUGGAUGUUUUGGGGAGGGAGGGGGAAAUGUGGGUCCUCGAAGAUGUGGAGGACAGUUGGAAGAGCGCCUGGAAUAUUAGACCCUGUUUUACAAGCGCCCAGUCCAACAGGCAGGCGACAGGGCCCUUGCAACUUUGGAACCCGUCUUUGUGCCAGCCAGCGUAGCGUGGUUUGCCUUUGCCACUCCUGGUGCCAUGCAGCCCCUUGAGGGUAGUCUUAGCUGGCAGAGCCAGCUGGAGAUCGAAGGCCAACUUUUUCUUCCGUCUAUGGGAAAUCUCAAGCGAGAGGAGCGUGGUGAUUUGGGUACACUACACUGCUUGACUGUAAGUGGCUUGGGAGCAGAGUUGAUGCUCCCAUUUUAAUCUGUGGAGGCUGGGGCAAAUGGAGCAGUGCCCCACCAGCUUCAGGCUGCCUGCAGCCAGGCUAUCUCGCUUCCAACCAGCUGGGGGAGAGGGGUUGCAUUGCCUUUCAGCUGCUUUCUCCUCUUGUUUCAGGGUUGCCCCUUGUAGAUCUCAUCAGGGAGGAGGCAGACGGGGACAAGACUAGACUUAGCCAGCUGUGCCUGUCGUUGGCUUUGCCCACACUUACUGUGCGGGCGUGAUUUCCACUCCACCAGGACCAAUGUCCGCCAGCCACUGCUGAUUUUAAAGCUGUGCACCAGGGGUGUAAUCAUCCAGGGUUUCGGGGAGUCUUAGACCCCUUCCUUUUGGGAGCAAGGUCCCUAUGGCUCCAAUACCCUACAAGCCAAUCGGCAUGAAAGGGGAAUAUGUUAGCCACUGAGAAGAGUCUUCUAAUCUGCUUCCGUGCCCUUUCCUACUGAUUGGAACCAAUCAGAGUGAAAGGAGGUAAGUCUAGAAAUGUGAAGGCCUGGGGGGAAACCCUGAAAAAUUUGGGAAACAGGCUUUUUCCCAAAGCCACUUUUUUUCUGAAAAAUUGGGGGGAAAUGAAGAAAAUAUGGAUUACGGAAUGUUUCAUUUUAGCAUGAUGAAUAAAUUGUUUCAUUGAA
Rhineura floridana is the source of this 4489-nucleotide messenger RNA. It is a transcript of the gene SUGP1, whose product is annotated as SURP and G-patch domain containing 1. The transcript is spliced from 14 exons. Gene Ontology annotation, cellular component: nucleoplasm. The record is from RefSeq and is a predicted model, not a curated record. NCBI's taxonomy places the organism in Eukaryota, Metazoa, Chordata, Lepidosauria, Squamata, Rhineuridae. The coding region runs from base 113 to 2053 and encodes 646 amino acids. Gene Ontology annotation, molecular function: RNA binding. Gene Ontology annotation, biological process: RNA processing.